Messenger RNA from Selaginella moellendorffii, 2420 nucleotides. RefSeq lists its product as uncharacterized. The transcript has 7 exons. Gene Ontology annotation, biological process: mRNA catabolic process. NCBI's taxonomy places the organism in Eukaryota, Viridiplantae, Streptophyta, Lycopodiopsida, Selaginellales, Selaginellaceae. The record is from RefSeq and is a predicted model, not a curated record. The coding region runs from base 423 to 2369 and encodes 648 amino acids. Gene Ontology annotation, molecular function: mRNA binding; demethylase activity.
UAAACAACACGCUCCCGUGGCAGCUCUAGUCUAGUGUGAGGGAGAAAGGCAAAAAAGGAGCUAUGGUAUUGUGGUGUUCAAGGAGGAGCGUCCAGGGUUUGAGUAGCGGCGCCGAGAAUUGGGAGAGCGCGCGCUGGAUCUCCAUCCCAGAGCCUCUAUUUCGGCAAUGCAUGCUUGCAAAUAGCUUUCUCGACCAGAUCUGGCAGCGCCAGGGAUAAGUCGAGCGAAAUUUCGAUCGGAUCGGAAAGGCAGGGCAGCGGCGGGCUCAAGAACGCCGCGGCGCGCCCGGAUCGAGCUAGAUCGCGGCGGAAUUCCACCUGCAUUCCCCGGCAUGCAAGAAAGGUCAGUGUAGAUCGAUCGAUAUCUCGUGUGCUUCCAGGAGAGGGGGUGAAGGGGGAGAAUUUCUCCCAUCUUGAUGCUCUAUGGCGGCUAUGCCCAACCAAUUGCCGCACAGGCUCUUCGUUGACGAGGCCAAGGCAGCCGGGAUUCCUCCUCCAGGCCAGCCGCCGCCGCCGCUCGUCCAGCCAUGGAUUCCAGACGAGAGGGACUCCUUCAUCUCGUGGCUGCGCAGCGAAUUCGCCGCCGCCAAUGCCAUAAUCGACGCAAUGUGCCAGCAUUUGCCGGUGGUGGCGUCAUGCCCCGGGGAGUAUGACUUCGUGCUCAAUUGCGUGAGGCAAAGGCGCUACAAUUGGACCGCCGUGCUCCAUAUGCAGCAAUACUUCUCGGUGGAGGAGGUGGUCAUGGCGCUCCAGCAAGUAGCUCUCAAGAGGCGCCAUCUCCACCAGCAGCAGGGAAUUGGAUCUGGGUCCGAUGGAGGAGGAGCUCUUUGGGGGGACUCGGAUUUCCGGAGACCGAAUUUCAGCCGUGCUGCUUCCACUCCUGCUGACAAGAAAGAGAACUUCGUGCCAGAAACCAGCAAAUCUGACUCGGAUAUAUCGAGCAAAGCUGCCACCAGCGAAGAAAAAAUUUCCGGCACCACCGCCAUCGCCGCUGUCGGUGGUGAGAGUAUUGACGAAGUUGGAUCUCACCAACAGGAGGGCCAGAGUGGCCAGCACGAUCAGAGCUUGGCGUCCGUGGAUCGGAGCUCCGAGAGGACUGCUCAAGCUAGGAGUUCGAAUGGCAAGCCCCAAGAGCUCGUAGUCAAAGUGUCGAAGAACUUUCAGUCGCUUGAGAAUGUUGACGGGAGAGUGAUCAAUGCUGUGGAGGGGCUUAGAAUUUGCGAGAAUGUAUUCAGCUCUUCGGAGAUCGAGCGGCUGGUGUCGUCACUAAGUGAUCUUCAAGGAGUCGGAAGAAAAGUCGAGCUGGGAGCCACUGGAUACAGAAUCCUUGGUGGGAAACGAUUCCUGAAAGGCAAAAGCAGUGACCUGAUGAUACAGCAAAAUGCUGACAAUACAGAAGACGCUCAAAAGAGUUCUUCGCAAGAUGACACUCCAGAUUCCUUGCCAGAAAUCGUACAAUUUAUUGCUGAUCGUCUGUUAGAGCAACAUAUCAUUCCGGCCUCAAAACGGCCGGACUCAUAUAUUAUUAAUUUCUUGGGCGAGGGGGGAUACUUGCCACCACAGACAAACAGCCAGGAAUUUGAUCAACCUUUCUGCAUCAUCACCCUCCAGUCGGAUUGCUCCAUGGUCUUUGGAAGAUUCAUCUCCAUGGAGAGUCCUCGGGAGUUCAGAGGACAGUUCAGAAUCUCGGCUUCCAUCGGCUCCGUCAUAGUUCUUCAAGGAAACUCCGCAAAGCUCGCAAGAUACGCGGUGCCAGCCCUGCCUACAAAGAGGUGCUGUCUCAUCCUCGGCAAAACUCUCGUCAAGAGAUUUUCCAGAAACAUGGGCUUCCAACGCUCGUCAAGCUCUGGCGGACUUCUUAACACCAGCAUGAGACCAGCAGCUAACAGCAGCAGUGGUGGCGGUGGCGGUGGUAACAAUCCAAUGGCUUCCUCGCCAAUGCAGCAGGGAUUUCCAGCAACCGGAGUUCCAGCGUCCCCGACUCCAGCGUCACCUCCGCAAGGCGGACCGUUCCCACCGCUUCCACUCCCGGUUAUGGUCCCAGGGUGUUCGCCGGUUCCCAGGCCAGGACGUUUCAAUGGAACCGGCGUCUUCCUUCCUUACGCGGCUCCAAACGGUCCGGGGAGGCCUAUGGGUUCCGGCCAUCGCAGCAAAGGUCCAGUGCUCCAGAGGAUAAAUUCGCUCCCGGCUUCCUUCCGGAGCUCACAGAAUGGACCAGCUUCGUCCGCAGUAAACAGUGGCAAAUCUCUCGCGGACGAUCCGGGAGCUAGCAGCAUCACGAUCGGCAGCGGCAGUAACUCGCAGGCUCUCGAUCAAAGCGCGAGCAGUGAUUCCUCCGAUAGAGCGAACAAUUUUACGGACAAGUUGUAAAACGAGAAGACCAAGAGGAGUAAAAACCAUUUUUUCGGCUUCUAGUCAAAA